GGGCCGGGGGCGGUGCGGUGCGUGCGGCAGAUAUAAGAGCGGUGCGGCCGCGUCCCGCUUCAGGUGCUGCUGCCGGUUCCCGUCCUUCCCCGCCCGCUCCCUCCCGUCCAUCCAUCCAUUCGUCCACCCACCCACCCCAGCCCGCUUUGUUUUUCUCGCCGUCCGCGGGCUCGGGGCCCCCACGCCGCUGCCACCCUGAAGUUUCUGGCAGUGCUGCUGGCGGCGGGCAUGCUGGCUUUCCUGGGAGCCAUCAUCUGCAUCAUCGCCAGCGUCCACCCGGCCGGCACCGCCGCUCCCGCCACCCCCGCCGCCGACAAUGACUCGGCCGCCGCUGCCGCCUCCCUGCUGCCCGCCGCCGACAAGGGGCUGGGAGCCCUGCACGGCCCCGCCGAGGCUCUGGCCAGCGCCGGGCCGCGCCUACCCGGGGGGCCGCCGCUCUUCAGUCGCUUCGUUUGCACUCCCCUGAGCUCCGAGUGCCCGGCCACCGGCACCGGUACCGGCACCGGCACCGGCACCUCUCCCGCCCCCGAGGAGCUGCUGGCCUUACGGAGCGCGGCGGCCCAGCUGCGCCGCACGGCGCUGGAGCAGAAGGAGCGGAUCCGUAUGGACCAGGAGACCAUCCGGGAGCUCACCGGCAAGCUCAGCCGCUGCGAGGGCGGCCUGCGAAACCCCCCGGGCCCUCCCGCCGCUGCCGCCCCCCCGGCCGCCGGGCUCCGCGCCGCCCCGCGCCCCGGCACUAUGGGACACCCCCCCGCCGAACCGCCCGCCGUCCGGGAGCUGGAGGAGGCCGUCCGCGCCCUCCAGGACCGCAUCGACCGAAUAGAGCAGGAGCUGCCAGCCCGCACCAAUGGCUCAGUGCCCACCACUCCAGCGCUUGCCCGUGAUGCUCUCCACACCAAGAUGGAGCAGCUGGAGGAGCAGCUCCUCUCUAAGAUCCUGACCCUGCAGAAGGAGCGCCAGGCUGCCAGCACUGACCGCAGCCAGCAGCAGCACAAUAUCGAGAAAGAGCUCAACUCCCUCCAGAACCGGGUGAUGGAGCUGGAGCACGGACCACCAGACUACAGCCCUCCUGAUGCCUUCAAGGUGGCCAUACCGGUGCAGAACAACUACAUGUAUGCCCGCAUGAAGAAGAGCUUGCCGGAGCUCUACGCCUUCACCAUCUGCAUGUGGCUGAAGUCCAAAGCACAGACUGGGCUUGGCACCCCUUUCUCCUACUCUGUCCCAAGCCAAGCUAAUGAGAUUGUGCUGCUGGAGUGGGGCACCAACCCGCUGGAGCUGCUCAUCAAUGACAAGGUUGCCCAGCUGCCACUGAGCCUCAAGGACAAGGCCUGGCACCACAUCUGUGUGGCAUGGACUACCCGGGACGGCAAGUGGUCGGCAUACCAGGAUGGCGAGCAGCGCGGUGCUGGUGAGAACCUGGCUUCCUGGCACGCCAUCAAGCCCCAGGGCGUCAUCAUCCUGGGCCAGGAGCAGGACACGCUGGGGGGCCGCUUUGAUGCCACGCAGGCCUUCGUGGGGGAGCUGGCACAGUUUGGUGUGUGGGACCACAUGCUGGCACCAGCAGAGAUCCUGGGCUUGGCCAACUGCACCUCCCACCUCCAAGGAAAUGUGAUCCAGUGGGAUGACCAGGCGGUGGAGGUCUUCGGGGGAGCCAGCAAGAGGGCUUUCACUGCCUGUGAAGAAGGGAGGAAGGCGUGAGCAGCCCCUCGCCCCCUCCCCAGUGCCAAGGAGCCUAGCAGCAGCCCCAAAGCAGGGGGGGCCCUCCUCUCCCCUCCCAGACCAUCAAUCCAUGCUGCUGCACUGGGGUGAUGCCCAAUCCCACCGUGCCGGUGUGCUGGGAGGGGAGCAGGACCCAGCAGCCUCCCUCUUGCCCUCACACCAGCAGUGUGGUUUGUCCCCUCUCCUGGCACAUCUGUCCCUGGGUCUCACCUUGCUCCUCUUCUCUUUGGGGAGGACCUCAUUGUACCUACAGAUGUCUCUGGUACAAUAAGGGUCCCUGCCUUGUCGGCCCCAAAGGCAAGUGGAAAGGAGACCUCCAUCCACCCCAAGCUCACUCUGGCCUUGGUGUGAUUCCAGUGUGCAGGUGUACCCUGAGCACAUCCUUUUUCCUUAUUUAUUUCUAGCACUCCACUAUCUGGUUUUGUGAGCCUGUACUCCUAGUUAGCCCAAAGGCUCAUUUGUUCUGGAGACAAAUCAUCCCCACUGGCUCUAAGACCUCUUCUCCUGCCACCCUGGUUUUCCCCACCAGGUAGGCUGAGGGAGAAUGGCAGAGAGUCGUCAGAGCGAUGCUCCCCACCCUGCUCCUUCCUCUGACUCUUCUGCCUAUUUGAGCAGGGCUGCCCAAGGGGAGUCAGGCUAUUGAGGGAGAGGGAAACACAGUGCGAUUCUCCCAGCCAGGAGGGAUCAGCUGAUGACUUGGGCAAAAGAAGCAAAGCAUUUCCCCCAGCCCUGUCUGAGGAGGAGGGAGCGCAGCACUGCCAUCAAAGGGAAUUAAAGCAAGAAAAGCAAAUGAGAUGGGAUGGAGGAGCACUGGCAUCCAUCCUCCAGCCUUUUUGGCACUGGUUGGGUUUGCUGCCCUCACCUCCAUCUGGCUUCAUUGCUUUGAGCUGCUCCCACCCAGGGACAGAGCUGCCACCAACCUUGGAACUAUGUGGGUGAUGGGGUGGGCUGUAUUUUCCCUGUGGAGUGCCUGAUAAUAUGCUGUUUCCACACCCUGUGGUCACCAACACCUUGAUACGUGUGUGUGCGUGUGUGUGUGUGUGUGUGUCGGGGGGGUUAUGAGGAAUAUUUCAGGGGUCUCGUGGUUGCUCAGUGCAGUGUCAAGCUUCCAGUGCUCCCCUCUCCCCAAGUCCCACUUUGUGCUUUUGGCAAUGGCUGCCCCCCAGCCCAGGAGAGUUGAAGCCAACAGAGGGGACAGCCCCAUCACCCAGCAUUGCCCACCCGCAGGGUCCCUGACAGCAGUGAGGUGGCUCAGCCUGCUGAAGGGGACACAGCGGGGACGGGAUGCAGCCCUUGUGCCAAGUGGGAAACACUGUGACCUUCGUGCUCCCCACAGAGCUGCUCCUCUUCCUCGCUCGCUCGCUUUCUCUAAUGCACGUUUGUGAAAGGGGCCCCUGACGUGUGCCUGUGUUGGGACAUUUCUUUUGUAAAGCUGAUUGUGGACAAUAAAAGUGACGUUUUCUGUUCGA
This is a messenger RNA of Calypte anna (Anna's hummingbird), 3188 nucleotides long. It is a transcript of the gene NPTXR, whose product is annotated as neuronal pentraxin receptor. The coding region runs from base 229 to 1698 and encodes 489 amino acids. The record is from RefSeq and is a predicted model, not a curated record. The transcript has 5 exons. Lineage: Eukaryota; Metazoa; Chordata; Aves; Apodiformes; Trochilidae.